Molecule: messenger RNA, 2522 nt
Organism: Dendrobium catenatum
Lineage: Eukaryota; Viridiplantae; Streptophyta; Magnoliopsida; Asparagales; Orchidaceae
Product: phosphatidylinositol 4-kinase gamma 4
Exons: 2
Coding region: 566-2269 (567 amino acids)
Molecular function (GO): protein binding
Source: RefSeq, a predicted model, not a curated record
ACGCCGUCAACGCCAUUCGAACUGGUUCAAAAGGAUAAAAUACUUUGGUCUUUAUUACUAUCGUCAUCUCCAUCUUCUUCCUUCCGACUUCUUCCGCUUCAGCUGGUGUUAGGGGCGCGAAAAGCUUGCGGGUACGGCGGGUUUUUGUCUAAGAGGGGUGGUGGAGUGCGGGGUCUCUUUGUCUCAUCGAUCUGGUCUGUUGAUAGUUGUUUGAGGCGAAUCGAACAGGUCAGUUAUUUAAUGUAUUGAACCCCGUCAGAUCUCUAUGUUAACAUCCGGUGAGGCUUUCGUCUUUCUCCUAGCUGCUUUAACGGGUACAGGAUCUCGUUCACCCCUCACUUUCGAAAGUUGGUAGCUAGGUUUUUUUAGGGAUUUGUUGGUUUUGAUCCUAGAUCUUGGAAUUUCUGUUUACUUUUAGAUGGGUUUGUACAGUUAAGUUAGAUUAGUGCUUCCUGUUGGGUUGUCUUGUCGGAUUUCGGAGGGGAGUUCAUUCGAAAUCUAUAGUUCGAUAUUUUCUAGGGUUUAAAAGGAGGAUCGCGGUUCGUCUUAGCAUAGUGGUGAGAAGAUGUCGUCAGCUGGCGUUGUAAUCAGUUCCAUUAUGGAGGAUGCAGUCCUUUCCUCGGUCCUUUUUGAACGCAGCCGGUCACUGCAUUACUUGGACGAUUCUAUCCUGAUCUACCUUGCAGUCCCAGGCUCGUCAGUGAUCCCGAUUAGAGUUUUAGACUCUGAUUUAAUUGCCUCUGUCAAGCUUAGAAUCCAGAGCUGCAAAGGAUUUGUUGUCAAGAAUCAGAAGCUGGUUUUUGAUGGGCGGGAGCUGGCCCGGAAUGAUUGCCGUAUUCGGGAUUAUGGUGUGACUGAUGGGAAUGUCCUCCAUCUCGUUAUAAGGUUUUCUGAUCUCCGUUUCAUCACUGUAAAUACUGCCUGCGGGAAGAAAUUUGAGUUCCAAGUGGAACAGAGCCGAAAUGUCGCUUACAUUAAGGAACAGAUCGCCAAGAAGGGUAAAGAUUUUGUGGAUAUUCAAGCUCAAAAGCUUAUCUGUGAUGGCGAGGAGCUUGAAGAUCAGCAGAUGGUCAAUGACAUCUGCAAGAACAAUGAUGCUGUCAUCCACUUACUGAUACGCAAGUCGGCUAAGGUUAAGACGAAGACUAUUGAGAAAGACUUCGAGUUGUCGAUUGAAGCCCCAUGCUUAGAGGAGAAGAAGGGGGCUGAUAUGAAGGUGGUUGUCAAAAAACCACCUGACAUACGAGCUUUGAUUAAGCCAGUUACUGUCAAUCCAAAGGUUGAACUUUCCUCGGUGCUUGAGGAAUUGAUUAAUUCAACCUAUGCUGGAUUGGAAAAGGGACACAAGCCGGUCAUGUCUCCAGAAGGCUCAGGGGGAGCUUACUUCAUGUUUGAUGCAACAGGCCACAACUAUGUAGGUGUCUUCAAGCCCAUUGACGAGGAGCCCAUGGCUGAGAACAAUCCUCGUGGACUCCCGCCAUCCUUGGAUGGGGAAGGAUUGAAGAGGGGGACUCGUGUUGGCGAGGGUGCGCUAAGAGAAGUCGCCGCUUACAUUCUAGAUCAUCCAAUCAGCGGUCCUCGCAGUUUAUUCUCUAAUGAAGUUGGGUUUUCCGGGGUUCCUCCGACUACAAUGGUCCGGUGCUUACAUGGAGGUCAUGGAAAAAAGGAGCUAAAGAUUGGUUCAUUGCAGAAGUUUGUAAAGAACCAUGGCAGCUGUGAGGAAAUAGGUCCUCAGGCAUUUCCAGUUGAGGAGGUGCAUAAGAUAGCUGUUCUCGAUUUAAGGCUGGCUAAUGCAGAUCGUCAUGCUGGUAAUAUAUUGUUCUAUAGGGAGGGUGAAGAGGACCGAAUUGUGCUGAUUCCUAUUGACCAUGGAUACUGUUUGCCAGAGAAUUUUGAAGAUUGCACAUUCGAUUGGCUCUUCUGGCCUCAGGCUCGCCAGCCUUUAGAUUCCACAACCUUAGACUACAUUAAAUCUCUAGACGCUGAGCAGGACUUGGCCCUUCUCAAGUUCUAUGGCUGGGAGCCCUCACUGGAGUGCUCCCGAACUCUCCGCAUAUCCACCAUGCUUCUGCAGAAAGGAGCAGAAAGGGGACUCACUCUUUAUGACAUAGGAAACAUCUUGUGCAGAGAAACAGUCAAGAAGGAAUCCAAGAUGGAGGAAAUGAUCCGCGAAGCCGAAGACGCCGUUCUUCCAGGUACUGGCGAAACUGCAUUCAUGGAAACAAUUUCUGAUAUCAUGGAUCUGUAUCUUAACAGUCUUACCAAAUAGAAUUGUUGCUGUUAUAGAUACAGUUUAUCACUAUCUUCAAUAAAUAAAUUUGGCUUCCCUGAAGUUUGUGUGUGAAUUGUAUUUUAUUUGUUAAUAGAUGGUCUGUCCUGAACAUUCACUACUGGCAUACAAGUUUGUUGAUUAGGAGACUUUGGGCAUAAACACAGGAUCCUCAUGUGUUUAUGCAGACCCUUCAUUUGAUUUUGUGUCUAUAGAUAGAUAUGAAGUUAAUUGAUUUCUUUGUUCAUUAUAU